CUUGGUGCCUGGAGACGAAUGGAAGAACAAAGAGAUGAACGCAACUGAGAAGUUUUACCUUUCGGUUGAUGGCAUCUUCGAAAUGUUCGACUCUUUCACCGGGCAUCACCAAUCACACCUUGCACACGCGAUCCUGCAGAGCACAGCCCUCACUCCAGCACUCCUGCACCCCAAAGUCACAAACAUAUCCAAGACUGGCAUGGGCAUCCUCAAGACUGUUCAAGGUUACUGGAGACAACAGGAAAAGAGAGUUUCGCGACGUAGGUCAGCCAGCUCUGGCAAGCGGCACGCGUCGACCGAUCGACUGCCCAAAAUGUCCACGGAUCUGCUGGAGUUGGGUCUGACCAAGCGCACGAACUGUCGGAGAAUAGUUGUGCUCGGUGCACCCAAAGUGGGUAAAACCAGCAUCGUCCAGCACUUCUUGGGUAAAGACUUUGAGGCGCGGUAUGAGCCCACAUCUGAGGACUUCCACAGAAAGCUAUUCCACAUAGGAGGAGAAGCGUACCAGGUGGAUCUUCUGGAUGCUUCAAGUGAGAGGGCCUUCCCAGCAAAACGGAGGUUAUCUAUACUGACAGGUGACAUGUUUCUGCUCGUCUUCAGUUCGGACGACAAACACUCCUUCCACGAAGUCUGUGAGCUGCUGGAGGAGAUCAAAGCCGCGAAGGCAAAACUACACAAAGCGAAACAUCCCGUGCGAGUGCCAGCUGUCGUAUGCGGGAAUAAAGCGGAUCUGGAAGCACAGAGGACCGUCAGCCGGUCCGAAGUGCGAGAACUCUUCGGGGACGAGGUCUCUUUCUUCGAGACGUCGGCUAAAGAUGGCUCCGGACUGGAAGACAUGUUCAGAGCUCUCACUGCUCUCGGUGGACUUCCCAAAGAGACAUGUCCAUCCCAGCAUGAGCUCAUAUCCAUCCUCACCUACCAGUCGCUGUACGCCGACCAGCGAGGGAGGAGGGGAAGCCGCAUGCGGGGGCGUGGUGUGCCCUGUGCCGCUGUGGAUCCUUUGGCGCGCCGGCCAAGCUUCACCAGCGACCUGCAGAUGGUGCUUGGAUCAAGCACCAAGCAAAACAAAUCGGAGAAGUGUCAGAUUCAAUGAAUUGUGAACCUUCUCCACAAACCAAUUGUAGUAGUAUGCUGCAAUGUCAUAUCAUGUGAAGAGUUAUACUCUCUAUAGCACAUGGCUGGACCAGUGCGUUCAUAUUUUUUGUAUAGACCCAUGUCAACUGUCUUUUAUCUUGCAUUAAAAUGUAUUAUUUCCAAAUGUUAUUUGUGCUAUUUUAUUA
Messenger RNA from Solea senegalensis (Senegalese sole), 1280 nucleotides. RefSeq names its product RASD family member 2 (gene rasd2a). Lineage: Eukaryota; Metazoa; Chordata; Actinopteri; Pleuronectiformes; Soleidae. The record is from RefSeq and is a predicted model, not a curated record. The coding region runs from base 35 to 1093 and encodes 352 amino acids. The transcript has 2 exons. Gene Ontology annotation, molecular function: GTPase activity; GTP binding.